GUGGCCAGAUAUUGAAAGGAUUAUGACUCCUGCGAUCAUUGGGAUGAAGUGUCCACGGUGAUAGAAGAGCACUUUCAAUCAUCUCUCGAGUUAUCUAAAGUCUAGCAAUUAUGUUUGCUCCCCGAUUCAAAGAUGGCUCAGGCCUUACCCAGCAAAUGCUCAACUUCCUCAUCAGUCCAAGAGCAGACCCCAACAACGUGCGCAAGAUUACCUUCAAAGGUCGCAACUGGACUGGUAACCUUCCGCUGGUGGAGCAUGCUUUCAGCAAAAUGCAUGGUCUGAAGAAAGUACAUUGGGAGAUUCGCCAGCCUCUGACCGAUAGCAUCUUGCACUCUCUCGAAGAAAAUAACCCAGAAUCCAAGUUGUACUACAACUUCCAUAGUUUCGAUAAGUAUAUCAAGGCAAAUUCGUCUUUGGUCAACUCUAAGCUCUUGUACUCGUCGAAGGGAAAUAUCAGCUAUGAAUACUAUGCAAAUUACGAGCCUUUGGAUUUUGUUUUUGCAGCUUUGUCGAAUGCAUCAAAUAUCAGGGAGCUCGAUCUCUACCUUCACGCAGAGGGAUGCGAUCGGAGCGUCGACAAUCCCUGGGUAUUUCCUUUUUUAACCAAUCCCUCCACACGGUUUGCACCACUAGAAGUACUAAAGCUACAAGGAUACGAGCUAGAUGAGACGUGUGAUUGGGGAAUUGCCUCGGCAUGGCGAAAAUACCGUGCUGAAUGGAAUGUUGUAGAACUAAAGGAAUACGAGGGCGAUGACGGCGAUGACGCAGAACCGCCUCCGCGGCCCCGCUCUCCCAGCACUGAGGCAUCUCUCUAUCAAUGCGGCUAGUGGAUGGGCUGCCACACAAGACGAGAUCCUUUCCUUCGUGACGAACGGAACAACGAACCUUCUUCACUCACUCUCGCUCCAGAACAUGGGUGCCGAGUCAGGAGACAAACUCAUCCAAACCCUUACAUCCUUACCGAAUCUCACACAAGAACUGAGACAUUUCUCCUACGGCGCUAGUGGAGAGAACAUUUUCUUCCUCGAGCAGAGCAAGCUCUCCCUCCUCUUGGCUAAAAGUCCAAAACUCGAGCACUUGGAUCUGAAUGUCCCUCGGGACUUCAACUUGUCACCGAAUAUCUGUGGACUUCUGAACGAUAUCCUCUCAACGCCAACACUCAAUCAUUUAACAUUGCGAUUUCCGACUCCGGAUGAGCAUUUUAACGCGCCGGGUAUCUCGUACUACGAG
Hyaloscypha bicolor E is the source of this 1230-nucleotide messenger RNA. RefSeq lists its product as uncharacterized. The transcript is spliced from 2 exons. Lineage: Eukaryota; Fungi; Ascomycota; Leotiomycetes; Helotiales; Hyaloscyphaceae. Bases 111 to 827 code for a protein of 238 amino acids. The record is from RefSeq and is a predicted model, not a curated record.